This is a messenger RNA of Paraglomus occultum, 6333 nucleotides long. NCBI's taxonomy places the organism in Eukaryota, Fungi, Glomeromycota, Glomeromycetes, Paraglomerales, Paraglomeraceae. The record is from the annotation of a GenBank genome assembly.
AUGGACAAGAACAAAAAAGACCCUCGGUACAGAAAAUACGAGUCACAGAUAGAGAGGACACUAUCCUCGUUUGAAAAAGAAAUAAACGAAUGGGCCGAUUUCAUUACAUUCCUCGAUAAACUGUUAAAGACGUUCAAAACCUAUUCCGAUAUUCCCGUAAUACCGCGGAAACUAGUAGUCGCAAAGCGUCUUGCACAAUCAAUGAAUCCCGCUCUUCCCCCCGGUAUACAUCAGAGAGCGCUUGAAGUUUACAAAAACAUUUUCAGCAUCAUAUCUACAGAUCAACUGGCGGAUGAUCUGCCGAUUUACUCGCAAGGAUUAUUCCCAUUUCUUCAACAUGCGGCCACGAAAGUAAAGCCAUCAUUACUGGAACUGUUUGAGAAAUAUUACUUACCGUUAGGAGGGCGACUACGGCCAGUAAUGAAGGCGUUUAUUACUGCACUGCUUCCCGGUUUGGAGGAAAAAGGCAGCGAAUCUUUUGACAAGGUGCUUUCUUUGCUCAAUUCUCUAUCAGCAUGUGUGGAACUGAGCUAUUUUCUUCAGAGUAUGUGGCUAGCCAUGAUUACAUCUCCUUCGUUGAGAGGUCCCGCGUUAGAGUACUUGUCGCGAAGAAUGCCCAAGAUAGCUUCGAGAGAAGAUGUGGCAAUGAUGUUGGGCGACGAUGCUGGAAUCAUGGUCAGAGCAUUUGCUGCAACUCUUGGUGAUGAACAAGAUUUAAUCAAAAGAGAGUUACUACAGCUACUAGUCGAAUUCUUUCCAUUGAAGAAUAAGAACGCUGGAGAAGUUUUGGACCAAGAUGAUCUCAUAUUGCUCAUGAAAUCAGCUAUAGCAGUUGUCUUGCGGAAAGAAAUGUCACUCAACAAGAGACUAUACAAUUGGUUAUUGGGUCCUGAGGAUAAUGAAAAUAGAGUGCAGUAUUUUGAAGAGUAUGGAAAGGCUGCAGCGGUUGCGGCAUUGAAGUCUUGUUUCUUUUCAAAAACAAAAAGUCUAGCUACGGCUCAACAACCAUACAAGAUGCUUAUAUCUCUAAUGGAUAAAUGGGAAAUCGGGUAUCCCAUCGUACAAGAACUUUUAAUUGACGUGCUGGUAUCGCUUAGGUCACAUGUACAGAAUUCAGAAUUUGGAACGGACCUUUUACAAACAGCCAACAUGUUCUUAGAGAUGGUCCCCCCUUAUUUGAUAUGGAUGAAGCUAUAUGCAUUGGUCAUGGAUCAUUUCCCGAGCGAUGAUGGCAAAGACACUGAGGCCUUGGAUUUGGUUGAUUUUAUUUUGACAUCGCUAACAUUACACGAAGAAGAAAUACAGCAAAUACAUCUACCCAUGUUUCUGACGGCUCUACUUUGCAAGGCGGAGUCGUUAGCAAAUAGUACGGACUUUACUUCUUAUAUCUCGCAAAUAGAAUCAGCACUCCGGCUUGCCCUUGAUCUGCUCAAGCGUAUUCCGCGCUAUGUAUUUCAGCAAUCGAGACACGUUCAAGAGCCCAAUGGAACCUUUAGAAGUAGUACACCACGACCGCCAAAUAGUACAGAUCAGGGAGACGCUCAGAUAGCACAUUUUGUAUACGGGACAGACGCAGUGAAAUAUGUAAACGAUUUUUACAUGUAUAAAGCAGAAUCAGCCAAUGGAACUCAAUUUGCCAGUAUUAAUGGAAUAGAAUUUAUUGGUGAGCUGCUAAAAGCAGUACAGGGAUUUUUAGAGAGAGUAAUUACCAGAUGUAUUAUAUGCAAAGAGGAAACAAUAGAUCCGGAAGCAGUUUCAACAAUACUAGAGCAGGGAUGUACUCUAAUCAGAGAAAUAUCAGAACAUUUUGCAAUCAAUCUCCACAAGCAACAGUCAACCACUCAUGAACAGACAAGCAACCAAAUACACAUGAUCAAAGAUUCAUACUCGAUAUCUUCAGCAUGGAUAUCCGAACUGCUUAAAUGCUGCUACAAAGUUGACAACUUUGAUAUCAUUGAUUCAUCGCUAUCCACAAUAAUCGAUCUGAUUACUAAUAAAACGCUGUUAUCGCCAGAAAUUCUCGAGCCCAAACAUCAAACGCGUCUGAUAGUUUCAAAGCUAUGGUCAUUCUUGUCUGCAGAUAACUUGGUGUACCACUGUAGAUCAGUAGAGCUGAUCUGGUUGCUGCAUAGAACAUCUCAGACAAGAUACGUUGAAUCCAUCAUGUCGGAAUAUCUCGUUGAUAAAGAUGCUCGACAGAGAACGCAAUCGUACGAACGUUUUGGCGUGUUCUGGAAACUGUCUGAAAAUCACUUGGAUCUGAGCACUGAAUUUCAGCAACCAACCUUCUUAAUGUUGGACACACUGCAAGACAAGACUCCGGUCAAUCGCAGAGCGGGAGAGAGUUGGAUGAGGAGUAAUCAUAUGUCGUACAUUAAACUAAUAAGCCCGAUACUAAAUAUUUUGUGCGAUUCCGAGAUCCAACACUAUAUCCCAUCUCAAGCUGAUGGAGAGAGCGCGAUUAUAUUUUACCAACGACCAUUUAGUCAGGCGCAAGUAAACUAUGCCUUUGAGACAUUGAUUGCGAUAUGCAAAGUGGGUGGAAGUGGAUUUUUAAAGUCACUCCGAAACUCUGUCGCCAUAGGCCGAGAAUCAGAUACAGUGUCAAAAUGGAGUCGAGAAUUUUUUAUCACUGGAACUAGUUACACGAACGUAUUAAUCAAGAUAGCCAUAAGAUUCAUUGAAGCGGAAUUUGACGAGCAAAGCGAUGAAGAACAAAAGAGGUGGAACGAAUGUAUUCAUAUGCAUGCGACAGAUUUUUUGAAUUUACUGCUAACCAAACCGAUCGAUUCCGAUAUGUUAUACUUUAUACAUGAUAAAGUGUUAAAGAAGAUGUUAUUCUGUAUUGAGAUGAACAGACUUGAUCUGCAAACGCGACUAUUGCACGUACUGCUCUCGACAGUCAUGACCGCGUCGGCGGCAUCGACAAAGACGCCCAAUGGCGCGCAUGGGACGCCAAAGCGUACUCUAUCAGAAUCAUCUCAGUUCUUGGACAGUCCUUCGACUUUUGCAUCUGCUUCCGAAGACAGCAAGGAGAAAAUGACAGUGUCAUCGCCGCUAUUCGUGAAAGUAAUAUUAUUAGCGUUAUCACGGCCAUCGAAUAGACCCUUGCUUCAACAGUGGACGGAUUUCAUUCUUACAUCUCUUCCCUGUUUCAAAGGGUCGUUCAACACGGUACUAGUGCCUGUCCUGCAGUGUAUAUGCGAACAAUUGACCAAAUGGCAUACAGACAUGAACGUAACAUAUGCAAGCGCUUUUGCAUCAUUAUCGAAAAAAGAUUCUGACGGCAAUACCAAAGAUGCAUCCGGACAAUUGACAUCCAAUCAUGUAACCUUGUCCCAGACAAGUGAUUGGGAUUGCGUAUGCUUAUUGAAUGGUCUGGAGAGGAUAGUAAUGUUUUGCUUGACUGACAAUAUCACAUGGGAUGAAAACGAUGGCAUCAGCACGCCGAUUACGCCAAGCGGUGGAGGCUUGAGUAACAUAGUUACCGGAGUAUUUGGCUUUGAUACGCCAACGGAGGUUGUUUCAUCCGAGCAGAAGCCGCGUGACUACGUUCUCUGUUACGUCUUUCCCAGCAUCGCGUCCAUUAUUCUCGAUAUAUGGUCGUUAUCCAAAGCACAUUCUUUUCCUCGGCCGUCCAAGAUUGCAGUAGAUCCGUUCCAUUUGUCAUUUUUGCACAUGUGUGAUAAAGUGAAAGCGAGCAUCCGUAAAAUGCUUGAAAAACUGUACAAGAACCAAAAACCCGAAUUACUCGAGGCGUUUGUCGAGUUGUGGUUUAUUAAUUCGAGUGCAAUAGAUGGAUCUGAGGAUCAGCAUAGUAGCGAAGCGACGAUUGCGGUCAUUGAAGUUUUAAAGCACAUUCCCAGCUGCACUACACAAAAAGUUAUCAUUACUUUACUAGAAAGCGCACGAACGAGAUCAUCUGGACUUGCGAUACCAAGAACGAAACGGCCCUUUGCCAAGUCUAGUAGACUUUCGGACGUGCUUAUACUAAGGUUCUUGGAAACAUACUGCGAAAAUCUGGAUCAGUAUGAUGCUUUGGUAGAAGUUUGGCCGUACUGCUUGGCAUAUUCGAAAGACAUAAUUUCACAAGCAAAUGGAUAUAAAUAUCUUUUCCCAUCGCUUAUGAGGUUCAUUCAUUCUGUCGUUGACAAGUUGACAACUACUUCAUGCUUUGAAGACAGAAAGAUGAGGAAAGAUAUGCAGGACAAUUAUCAACGAGUUUUGGAGAAUUGCAUAUUUAUUGCCGGGAAAUCGUUUGAUCAAGGCCUUUGGAUCAGGCGAUCGACUCGCGAUGACGAGGAAUCGAGCGAGAUUCUGGAUGGCUUGGAGAGUAAAGAUUCUGAUCCCAAUCGCUCUAGCACUCCAAUGUUGGAUGAAAAGAAAUUGUCUUCCAGAACUAAAGAAGAGAUUCUAAUCGAUCAGGUUAAUCAACACUUGGCAAGUGUCAUCAUUCCCAAUAUCAGACGUUUAAUACAAGAUCAGACAGGAAUAAAUCAAAUGAUAUAUAAUAUGAUGUAUUAUGUGAUAACUCCUGCCCUAAAAAGUCGUGGAAGCACAAGUAGUAAUCGCGUGAUCCUUGAUCAGCUUGUGGAAAUAUCAAAGAUUCCCUUUGCUAGCAAAUGGCGGAAAGAAGUAUGGGAAUUAUUUAUGGACAAUCGUUUUUUCAACAUGGGACAAAAUGCAUCCAACAAGUGGCAAACAAUCAUACAGACUAUUAUGUUGUCUGAAAAAGAGCGCUUUGCUGAAAUAUUGGGUCGUAUUUCAACGUCUCCAGCUAAUGGCCUCUUUAUGAGUAAAGAUCAAGAAACACUAAAUCGAGCAUUAAACCUUCGGAGGCUCUCGUAUAUAAUUUACUCUGGCAGGGUAGACCAAUAUAGUCUACAGUUGCCUAGCGUGCAAGAAAAAUUAGUCGAAUUGCUAAAAUUAGAACAAACAGAAUUGGUUCACGUGGAGAUAUAUCUGUGUCUACGAAUAUUACUUUUGAGACUGUCAAAGAAGCCAUUGUCAACAUUCUGGCCCAUUAUAUUGACGGAAUUAGUGCGCCUAUUUGGAUCAUUCUUGCAAAAGAUUGACGAUCGGCCAGAAACGGCAAACAUUUUCUUGGCUGCAUGUAAAUUUUUGGAUUUAUUGUUCGUUCUUCGAAACGAUGAUUUUCAAGUAUAUGAAUGGAUAUUCAUCAGAGACACUAUCGAUGUUAUAAACCAUUCAUUGGAAUGGUCACCGUAUGCAUUGAUGGAUAGAUUGGGUGAAAAAUUCGAAGAUGGACAACAUGAUAAUUAUCAUGUUCCCAUACAUCCAAAUACGUCAGCAAUUUCGCCGUCCAAAGGUGAAUUCAAGCGUCCAAUGCUCAUCGCGAAAUCUAUUACAAGCAUACGACAACUAUCUUUUUUUGUUCGACAUAUAUCUCUCUAUGUCUAUCAAUCAACCUACACUCUGGCUAAACCCGAUUUAGCAUAUAUCGAACAUUUACUAAAGAAUGACCUGUUAGAGGGUGGGGAUGGGGAAGAUGGUAAUGCUUUGGGAGUUAAUCAGGAUGCUCCUCACCAAAGUUCGAGUAAAGGCUCAAUCUCAAAUCCAAAUCCAAUACCACCAACAGGUUUAAAAAUACCGCCUUACAACAAUAAUCGUAUUGCAGCACAACUUCAAAAUCUUAUCCAAGCCCUAACAAACGGCCUUAACAAUAUACAAAUUCCAGCUCCCGCUGUCAAUAUUCCGCCCCAAGAACAAAAUGUCAUGAUCUAUGAUGUUAAGUUCACGGAAGGAAUGACUAAUCCGCACAAAGUAGCCCAUUGGGCGAACACUUGGAAAAACGCGCAUAACGCCAAUGGCAGAUGGAGGCUCGAUAACGAUGUACCAGAAUCGUUCUAUCAUCAAUUCGUUCAGAAAUAUAUGACUCCCCAACUCCGGACAAGUCUUUACACGGAAUAUCAAAAAUUGGAGCUAAAGAAAGGCCAAACAUUUAUUCAAGGCUUACCCAAGUCCAUGAAAACGAUUGUGUAUCAACAAGGCGCUCCCGACACAUUGGACGCAGCCAUUCAACGAGCCGAAAAUGCUCAGCUGGCACAAUCCUUCGAUGAUGGAGAUAGUAACAAAGACGCUAACAAAAAUAUGUUACUAAUCGUCGAAAAAUUGGAAGAAUUGAGUAAGAAAGUCGCUGAAAAUCCGUCCUCAAACCCACUUGCUGAAGAAAUCAUUCAGGAAAUGUCCGAUGCUAUAACUGUGGUAAACCUGGACAUGUUAGAAGAUGGUGUCAUCGAACACAUAUUGUCAAGAAUAAAAUUUAAUUUCAUUAAUGGAAAAGAUGUGGUGAGCUUGUUUUAUCCAUUCUAA